CCGGCUUGCCUUCAUACCAAACGGGAGGCACCGUUCAUUUAGUCGUUAACAACCAAAUUGGGUUUACAACGGAUCCAACACUUUCGCGCUCAACACCUUACUGCACAGAUAUCUCCAAGUGCAUAUCGGCCCCCAUUCUGCAUGUGAACGCGGAUGACGUCGAGGCAGUCGUGUUCGCCUGUACUUUUGCAGCUGAAUACAGAAGUGCUUGGAAAAAAGACAUCGUCAUUGACAUUGUUGGGUAUCGCAGAUAUGGUCACAAUGAAUUUGAUGAGCCUUCUUUUACGCAACCCAAAAUGUAUCAAUCGAUUUCCAAGAAAAAGCGCGCUGCAGAUCAAUAUUCUGCGCUCCCUUUUUUUGAAAAGUCAACUACAGAUGCCCUUAAAGCCUCCAUUUGGUCCAACCUUGAAAAUUCAUUUGACCAGGCAAAAAAUUAUAUCCCAAAAGUUAACGAAUGGCUUUCUUCGUCGUGGCUGGGCUUUAAAUCGCCAAAGGAACUUGCUGAAGAGUAUAUUCCGGAUCCGAUGACCGGAGCUUCACUGGAUAGACUUGGUAUGGUGGGAAAUUCGGUUUCUAGCUAUCCAGAUGGGUUCACAAUUCACAAGGGAUUGGUUAAAAUUCUUCAAACCAGAAAACUCGCCAUACAAUCAGGCUCUGGAAUUGAUAUGCCCACUGCAGAAGCUUUGGCCUUUGGGUCUCUUCUCCUGGAGGGCUUUAACGUAAGGCUCUCUGGGCAAGAUGUUGAAAGAGGAACGUUUUCGCAACGACACGCAGUUCUUCACGACCAAAAUACGGACAACAAGUACACUCCAUUGGGCGUGUUAGAUCCAACCACUCAAGGCUCCUUUUCAAUAAGCAAUUCGCAUCUUUCAGAGUAUGCCGUUAUGGGCUUUGAGCUUGGAUAUUCGCUAGUGUCUCCCCGAACUCUUGUGCUUUGGGAAGCUCAGUUUGGAGAUUUUGCCAACAAUGCCCAAUGCAUCAUAGAUCAGUUCAUCGUUUCUGGGGAACGAAAGUGGCAUCAACGCUCAGGCCUUGUUUUGCUUUUGCCCCACGGAUAUGAUGGAAAUGGACCCGAACACUCGAGCGCCCGCCCAGAGCGAUUUUUGCAGCUUUGUGAUGAUUUGCCCUCGUUUUUCCCGCCAAGAGCCAAAAACCGUCAACACCAGGACUGUAACAUUCAAGUAGUCGUGCCCUCAUCGCCUGCAACAUAUUUUCAUGCCAUUAGGCGCCAACAGGUCAGGGAAUUCAGGAAGCCUCUGAUCGUUUUCACGAGCAAGUCACUUCUUAGACAUCCUGCCGCCAGAGCCACCCUAGAGGAGCUGGGGCCAAACACCUGCCUCAGGAAGGUAAUCGGUGACCUUGAAGCAGAAAAAUCUCCUGCAUCGGUUAAAAAACUUAUAUUUUGCUCGGGACAAGUAUUCUAUUUACUAGAAAAGGCAAGAGCUGAUCUGAAAAUUAAGCAUGUGGCCAUUGCUCGAGUUGAGGAAAUUUCGCCAUUUCCAUAUCAUGAUAUCCAGGACCAAAUCAAUGCUUAUGGAAAGAAACUCGAAAGUGUCAUGUGGGUACAAGAGGAGCCGCUGAAUAUGGGCUUUUGGAGCUAUGUUGAGCCUAGAUUGGAAACCGUUUUGGCCCAUCCAGACACAAAAUGCAGGACAGCUCUCAAAGUUGUUGCAAGACAUCCAUCUGCAGCCGUCUCUACAGGUUUAAAGCAUACCCAUAUCGUGGAGGAGGAAAAGCUCGUUGAGCAGGCUUUCCAAGACGCUAAAGUUUAG
Messenger RNA from Mitosporidium daphniae, 1772 nucleotides. RefSeq lists its product as uncharacterized. The record is from RefSeq and is a predicted model, not a curated record. Gene Ontology annotation, cellular component: oxoglutarate dehydrogenase complex; mitochondrion. Gene Ontology annotation, molecular function: thiamine pyrophosphate binding; oxoglutarate dehydrogenase (succinyl-transferring) activity. Lineage: Eukaryota; Fungi; Microsporidia. The annotation marks the transcript as partial. The transcript has a single exon. Gene Ontology annotation, biological process: tricarboxylic acid cycle.